AAGUGCAAAAUUAAUUAGUCAGCAGCAGCAGCAGCUGGAGAAGGAGCUGGCAGCAGGGCAGGAGAAGGAGCUGAAGAAGGAGCUGGAGCAGGAGCAGGAGCUGGGCAACCGGCAUUCGAUGCAGUCAACGCCCCAAAAAUUGAACGCCGCCAAAUGAACGAAUGGUGGUGAUCCUUCUACUAGCGCCAUGCACAUGCAGCCAAAGCAGCAGCAGCAGCAGCAACAACAACAACAACAAGAGCAACAACAACAACAAGAGCUCCUCGCCGGGCAGCAGCAGCAGGAGCAGGAGCAGCAGCAAUGGCAAUCGCUCCUCAUCGGCAUCCACCGGCAUUACGGCCAUUCCAGCCAGCUUGUAUCGCCAGCCCGCCGCCGCCGCCCCCCCUCCUCCUCAUCAUCCACCUUCGCAGCAUCGCUGGCCUAGUCAUAGUCAUAGCUACCAGCCGUCAAAGCCACUGCCAGCGGCCGCCAAUGCUGUGCCAAAGCCGCCGCGCAGUUAUCUACAUGGCCACGCCCCUGGCUAUGGACACGCCCCUGCGCCGCUGGUCUUUCGCAUCUACGCGCAGGCACAGCCUCAGCCACAGCCUCAGCCACAGCCACAUCCUCGGGCACAGCCUCAGCCACAGCCACUGCCUCAGCCACCUGCCCGCUUUACUAACAAGAAUAACAAACAAAUUAGAAAGAAUUCGAGUGCGGACUAUGUGCGUCACGUGACCCGCGUUAAUUUCUACGACGUUGAUACUUCGCAGGUCGAAUUCGAGCCCAAAGAUGAUGACGAGAGCAACGAGGCAAUUGCGAACGAUUGCGAUACAGAAGCUUUAACCAAAGAAGAGGAAUGGAUAACGAAGCGCAAAACGGAGCUAACGACAACAAGACAAAUCGAGACGCGCGUAAAGCGGCAGGUGAAGCUGCAGGAUGGCAAAGUGAUCGAGGACUCUGGCCCGAUUGUCUCCACCAACACCACCGAGGACACGGACAAACAGGAAACGGAAACAACCGAGAAACGCGACCUGGGCCUGCCCGACGAACUGGAUGGCAAGGCGCAGCUUAUAGACGCCGCCGCGCUGCAGGCGGGCGCCGUCAACGAGACGCAGCUGGCCCAGCUGCAGGAGGCGUUCGGCAUCGAUGGCGGCAAGCUGGUGCGGCGCAUGGUGCCGCGUCCCGUCGACGGGCUGGUGCGUCAGAUCGACGACAAGCGCACCAUUUCGCACGAGGAGAUCAAGGACUAUCAGGAGACGCAGGACGUCAAGCAUUUGGGCGACUUUACCGACGAGACCUACGUGAAGGCCGUUCGGGAGGGUGUUGAGGAUCUUGAGGCGGUUCUCUGCUCGCCGGAGAGUCAGCAGCAGUUGGUGGCGCUUGGGCCGCAGCUGUUGGCGAAUACGAGCCGAUCGCGGAAGACCAUCGAUUCGGAGGAUACGCAAAAGCGUUGCCUCGCCCAAGAGGACGGCACACUGGUAACCGAAAGUAAACGGACUACCGAGCACGAGAUAAUACUUGACGGCGACGAGCCGGAUCUGGCAAACCGGACGCCGACGUCCGGCAAUGAGCUUGCGGACCGGCCCGUCGAACAGUUGACCACAACGGCGGCGAGUCAACGAUUUUUCAAGCAGCGAGACGAACAGCAUGUCGAUCUGAUAGCCGACGGCAAAUUGGUCGCCACCGAGAUGCGCUACGCGGCGGAGCAGACCCAAAUGGAAAAGGACGGCUCCCUGGAGCGACCCGGCGACUGGGACAGCCUAUCGGAUCGCAUGCGCAAGCUGCGUCGCUCCCAGCAGCAGCAGCAGCAGCAGCAGCAAAAAGAGGUCGCACUGCUGGCGGAUCGCAAGGAUGCGCUGACCAAGCGGCCGCUCGACUUUGAUCGCGAGGAGGAGACGCGCAAGGGCGAGACGAUGAAAUGGCUCGAAUCGCAUUUUGGCAGCGAAUCGACAGCGUCCAACGAUUCCCGCGACGACGAGGCCAACGAGCUGGACGUGGAGCCAACCAAGAAGAGCUACUUCAAUGUGACCAUCAAAUCGCAGCCGACGUCGCAGCCGGCGGCGGCGGCGGCGUCGCCCGCUCUUGCAGCUGCCAAUACGCAGACGCUGCCGCGCAGCGCCGAACGUGAACGGGAGCGGGAACGGGAGCGGGAACGUCUGGCCACAACGCUCGAUCGGAAAUAUGUAAAGGAUGGACAGGUGGGUCGGCCCAAGUACUAUCAGGGCAUCUCGAACUGGGCGGAGCGGCAGGAGGCGCCGCCGCUGCUGCAGCAGCAGCAGCAGCACUUCUCCACGCAGGCAUUUCGCGAGGAUCUUCAGGAGACGAUACGCCGCAACGGGCUGAAGAAGAAGCAGCAGCAGCAGCUUGUAUCCAGCGACAGCUAUGUCAGCCGCGAGGAUAUAUUGCAGCAGAAGCGUCAGAGCUUGUCGUCACAGUUUCUGGCCAGAUCGGCGCGCGGUUCACGCGAUGCACUCGACGAUCUCGAUGCCAUACCGGGCCCCGCGCCGCCCCUCAUCCGUCAACAGUUGGUCGUGGCAGCGGCAGCGGCAGCAGCUCCUCUGCCGGCUUUGCGGCCGGAGGAGCCGUCGCUAAAGCGCGUGGCCUACGGUCAGGCGCAUGGCCAUGGACGCAGCAGCAGCAAUCCCAUUAACGGCCUGGCUGCACAUUCUCAUGCCAAUGGGCGUGGCAGAAGCUAUGAGCCGCAGACGCACACGCAGCCGCAGCCGCUGUCGGCGCCGGAGUUUGCGACAAGCAGCAGCAGCAGCAAUCUGGGACGGCCGACGGUGCCGCAGCGACGACGUGCCAUCGAGAAGAAGCUGGGCGAGCACAGUCACAGUCACAACCACGCCCACAAUCACAACCACAACCACGCCCACAGUCACGGGCAGUCCGUGAAGCUGGCGGGGCACACACAGCUGGAGCCGCCGCCGGACUACUCGCCGCCGCCGCGCAGUCGCAGCCGCAGUCGCAGUCGCUCCUCCUCGCCGCAGGUGGACUAUAUGCAUCCGGAGCCGCCGCCGUCGAGCAGCAGCCUCACGCUCAGCCGCAAGCAGCAGCAGCGCACCAGAUUUGCGCCCGCCGCCGCGACCAGCAGCAGCUAUCCGCGUCCGGGCAACAGCUCGGCGAACUCCAACUCGAAUCUGUCCACGCUGAGCGCCAGCAAGCCGAGUAAAAUGGGCCAAGUGAUUGGCAAUUCGUUGCGCAAGCUGGUCAGCAAAAUUCGUUCAGCGAGCGCCGAGCGCAAGUUUCGCAUGAAAAGCGCCGCCAAUGGCAAAUCCCGUGAACAGUCGCCCACAAAGCAGCCCGCCCAGCAGCCGGCGGCGGCACAGGGCGUGGCCACCUAUCAGCAAUACAAUGUGAUUGACGGGCAUAUUGGGGGCAACGGAUCGGAACAGUCGGAGACGCCGUCGAGCCUGUCGGCGCAGCAGCAGCCAAAGCAGCCGGCGCCGGCGGGGGGCGAGGAGCUGGCGAUGAGUCCGCGCCAGCGCUACUAUCUGGGCGAGGAUCCCUACUCGAGCACGCUGUACGGCAAGGAGAACAUCUACGAGCGGAAUCGCCAGCAGACGCGACAGCGCUACGAGGCCGAGGAUUACUAUGAGACGCGUGCGCUGCCGCUGCCGACGCCGGCGCCGACGUCGACGACAACAACGACGCUGGGUCGCUAUCAGAAGCACGGUCAGCGCUUUAGCGGCUCGACGCCCAAUCUGCACGUGCAGCCGGACUAUCGGCAUGCGCAGACGCUGCCGCGCAAGCUGCACGAACCGGCGCCAUAUCGGGCGCAACGUUAUCCCCAGACGCUGGAGAAGAUCGGCGGCGGCGGCGGCGGCGGCGGCGGCGGCCGGCGACAGAUCGGCCAGACGCAGCCGCCGGCAAGGGAAUCGGAGCUGGGUCCCGCCAAGCCGGCGCGCACCUAUGCCAAGGUCCUAAAUCGCAGCAAGAGCUUCAAUGUGCACGGCAUGAACGGCGGCAACGAUCCCAGUCCCAUCUACAUCGAGAAGCUGACCAGAAACAAUUACACCAGCAGCCGCCACGAGCAGACGUCGCCGUCGCCGUCGCCCUUGCAGUCGCCGUUGCAGUCGCCGUUGCAGUCGGCGUCGCAGUCGCAGGCAUACAAAUCGAAUCCGCAUCUGUAUGCGGGGGGCGGCAAGGAUAACUCGCUGAGGAGCGGCCUGAAGAGUCCGUCGAUUGUGAACCUGAUCAGCCGCAGCCAAAAGGAUCUGACCAAAAUAGUUGCCAAUAGCAACGAGGAGGAAGAUGAUCUCCAUGUCAACAAGAAGCAGCUAUAUUUGCGCAAUCUGCACCAGCAGGCGCCCGAUCUCUAUCGGGUGCUCCAUGGCGAUGGCGAUGGCGACGACGAUGAUUAUGGCCAGCGCAGCCGCAAAUAUCCGUUGCAGCCAAAAUAUUCGCUAGACUCCAGAUCGCCGCCGUUGCCCGUCGAGCUCAACAAGGAUACGGCGAGCAUUGUCCGACGCAGCAGCGAUGACAGCAAGCGUCUGCUCUAUGCCGACGAGCAGCAUCUACAGCAUCAUCAUCAUCUCCAGCAGCAUCAGCAGCAUCAUCAUCAUCAUCUCCAGCAGCAGCAACAUCAUCAUCAUCAUGUCCAGCAGCAGCAGCAGCAGCAGCAGCAGCUGCGUCGCGGCUCCGGCGCCACAAUCAUUGAGCUACGCCAGCGCAAAUGAUGCCUUUGCCUUUGCCUUUGCCCUUCCCAUGCCCAGCAGCUAUCUCCCUCUCCCUCCCUCUCUCCCUCUCUCUCUCUCUCUCUCUCUCUCUCUCUCUCUCACUCGCACUCUGUGCUCUCGCUCGCCUUCCCACUUCUAGCUAAAUUCGUCUACUCACACAGCUCCCUCAACAGUUUUGCAUAUUUUUAGCGGAUUUGGCUUCUUUUUUUCUUUUGGGCAUCUCAAUUCGAGUAGCUACUUUCCAGCUAAAUUCGUCUACUCACACAGCUCCCUCAACAGUUUUGCAUAUUUUUAGCGGAUUUAGCUUUUCUUUUUUAGCAAUUAGAGUAGCUACUUUCCAGCUAAAUUCGUCUACUCACACAGCUCCCUCAACAGUUUUGCAUAUUUUUAGCGGAUUUAGCUUCUUUUUUUCUGUUGGGCAUCUCAACCAGAGUUGGGCGUGGAAAAAACAAAUACUCUUUUUUUUU
Messenger RNA from Drosophila montana, 5125 nucleotides. It is a transcript of the gene chas, whose product is annotated as chascon. The transcript has 5 exons. The record is from RefSeq and is a predicted model, not a curated record. NCBI's taxonomy places the organism in Eukaryota, Metazoa, Arthropoda, Insecta, Diptera, Drosophilidae. Bases 162 to 4658 code for a protein of 1498 amino acids.